Sparassis crispa is the source of this 1776-nucleotide messenger RNA. Its product is annotated as N-acetylglucosaminyl-phosphatidylinositol biosynthetic protein. Gene Ontology annotation, biological process: GPI anchor biosynthetic process. The coding region runs from base 1 to 1776 and encodes 591 amino acids. NCBI's taxonomy places the organism in Eukaryota, Fungi, Basidiomycota, Agaricomycetes, Polyporales, Sparassidaceae. The transcript is spliced from 13 exons. The record is from RefSeq and is a predicted model, not a curated record. Gene Ontology annotation, cellular component: membrane; endoplasmic reticulum.
AUGCAGAGUCCUGGUCCGAUAUUCUGGCCCGCACAUGUCGACUAUGAUGGUUACUGUUACGGAUGGUGUCAGCCCCUGGUCUGCAUUGCUGGAGUCCUCCAGGCGACUUCGAGGGAACAUGCAGAAAUACUCCUGAAUGACGCUAUACAGUCGGAUGAAUGGCAGAUAGCCAAAGAAGCGAGUUCCCCCGAGCCAGCGAUUGUUGGCCGCUGCUACUUCUCACAACAAGGGAAAUCCUCCCCUUCCAACCCGGGCAUAGAUUUCUUUGGGGAUGUCAACAACUCUGAUCAUCGAGUACCCACUCCGUUCAUUUAUUAUGUCCGUCCCAGGCGGGAGAUGAUGCGAUUCUAUUCCUUCGACUCUCGUGAGCUGGACAUACUUCCGUCACACGAAUCUACAGAUGUUUCGUGCCCCACAAAAAGACCGGAGAUAUCUGUUCUUACACAUGACUUUACUCGUCCCGCUUUCAUGUCUGUUCCUGCACUUGAUUCCAGGAUCUUGGGCCAGCUGAACGUCGCAGAGUUACUGACAGAUAUCUUACAACGGUCUCGUCUUGUACAUCCUGCGUCGCCCAAACCUGCAGACUCUAGGACUUCACGGGCUCUUGCUAAUUCCCUGGUAUCUACCACAUCCUUCGCACAUAUAUAUGGUGGGUUUCUACACGAUUCCGUAGAGACCUUACUUUCCAUCGUUCUUUGGGUACAAAGACUAUUGAAAGAGAUAUCAGUAGCAGUGGAACAACUUGACAUUCGAACCGAACAGGGUCGCUUCGUUCUGGCCCAAGUUCCAACCGUCUCCCGCAAUCGCAACGCCUCUUUUGUCGAUUCGAUAUCUCAAUAUGUAAAGUUCUACAAUUGCAUCUGGCUGGUCCUCAACGACGUAAUAGUCGGUGUCGCGUUCGGUUCGUUCCUCUGUGAGAACAACCUUGUUCUAUCUCGAAUGCUCGAACAUGGCAUGCAGUACUAUCUCGUGGAAUGUGUGCAGCACGCGCUCGUAUGGCUCAACAAUUGGCCGGCCGGAUUGAAACUCAACACCGAAUUGAGCCAAUUCUAUUGCCACUCCUUGUUGGGUGUUGUGAGUGCCUGGAGCCACAUCUUACAGUCGUUAACGCCGCACCUUCCUACUCUCAUCUGGAUGGUUGGAGCCAUGGGCUGCUGUGGCAUGACCAUGGUCGUCUCUCUCCUCUCCGACUCCCUCUCUCUUCUGACUGCGCACCUAUACAUCUGUUACUUCAUGUCGACCGCCAUCUUCCGUCAACAAUUGAGUCUCGCUGGCUCUCUGUGGAACCUCUUCCGUGGGAAACGGUACAACGUGCUGCGUAACCGGUUGGACUCGUGGGACUACGACAUGGACCAGCUCUUGCUCGGUACCAUCCUCUUCACCCUGGUUGCUUUCCUCUACCCGACCAUCUUUACCUACUAUGCCCUGUUUGCUACCACUCGCCUUGCAGUUAUCAUGAUACACGCGACGCUCGAUACUGUCUCCGCACUGCUCAACCACUUCCCUCUUUUUGCGCUCAUGCUUCGAUAUAAGGACCCGAUGCGGAUACCAGGACGAAUAACCAUCGCCCAUUCUCCUUCGCAGCUUGAUAAAUUCGUACUUGAGAACCAAGCGGCGCCCCUUUCAUCGAUAUUCGUGCAUUAUGCCCAUCUGGGAUCGCGCCUGUACUCGUAUUACCAUCCGCUCCGCCUCAUGCGUCUUCUUAUCACAGGCAGACGGAUCACACCCAUUCCCCGUUCUCUGAUACGCUUCAGCAUGAUCGCGACGCGAACGUAG